AUGGUCGAAGAGGAGGGCAGGCUAAUGAAGCAGAUGGCUGCGUUCCUCCGACACAAGGGCCUCAGGAGCAUGCAGAGCGAUGGCUAUGCCCUCGUGGAUGACUUGGCCAAAGCGUGCCAUGCAGAUCCCGAGGAUGUGCUCGAAGCCGCUCGAACGCCUGGCAAGCAGAGAUUUCAGACUCUGAACGACGGCUCCAGGUUCUGGAUCCGGGCUACGCACGGCCACAGCCUGAAGAGCGUGGACGCGACGAAAGGGGGCUUGUACACAGAAAUUAAAAAUGCACUGCCCCUGUUGGUCCAUGCUGUCGCUGGCGAUUCCUUGCCGAUUAUCCUGGCCAAUGGCAUCAGCCGUAAUGGGAAGCCACACAUGCUGUUCGCAGACUCCGACGAAGAGCCGGUACUGAGUCUUGGGUUUCAGGACUCCUGCAACAUUCUCGUGUAUAUCAACAUGGCCAAGGCCCUGUUUGCCGGCAUUCCAUUCAGCCGGGCUCCGGACGGCAUGGUGGUCUCCCCGGGCAUCACGGAGAGGCGGCGAAGGAAAACAGAGAAGAUCGGCACCAUACCGGCGGACUUCAUCCUCCGCGUCGUCCACCGAUAUGGGGCCAGCCGUGAGGAGGUCUGGCUACCAGGUCGAGGGAAGGGUCAGGCCAAAGGGAAGGGCGGCCCGGGAAACCAGAAGCAGCAAACUCUGCCUUUGACUGGAAUACCAAACAUAAUCGCUGAGACUCUGGAUGGCAAUGCGGAUGUCGUGCUACAACCCAUGCCGGCGGCAGCCAAGGAUGUCCAGCAGAUUGAGGCCCAGCUCCGACAGGAGCAGGAGCAGAGCCAGCAGCGUCAGCUUCAGCAAAGGCAGCAGAUGCUGCAGGCCCAGAUACAGCAGAUCCAACAGCAGCAGCAGCAAAUGCAGGAGCAGGUUCGCAUGGCGCAGCUGCUGGAGCUGAACCAGCUUCGCCUGCAACAAAGUCAACUGCAACAGGCGCAGCAGCAGAUGAUGUUUCAGCAGCAGCAACAGCAUCACCAAGUGAUGCAAAGGAACACAUCGGCGAACCCACAAGUAGAUCCAAAUCAGAGCCGGCUGGCGAUGCUGCAAGAGGCUGCACAGGAGGUUCAUCACCUCACCCGCCAGCUUGAAGAAGCAACCGCUGUACUUUCAACACAAGGCCUCGCAACCGAAGGAUCAGUGCCUCUUUGCUGUUGCUGUGGUGAUCUUUCGGGCUUGUGCUCUGGGCCAGGGCAGGGCUUGUCGCAGUCGGCGUCGAUGCCCGCGGCACCGCUCUCAGAUCUUGUGAGGUCCCUUCCAGUCAGCUAG
Molecule: messenger RNA, 1308 nt
Organism: Symbiodinium sp. CCMP2456
Lineage: Eukaryota; Dinophyceae; Suessiales; Symbiodiniaceae
Source: the annotation of a GenBank genome assembly